Molecule: messenger RNA, 2337 nt
Organism: Engraulis encrasicolus (European anchovy)
Lineage: Eukaryota; Metazoa; Chordata; Actinopteri; Clupeiformes; Engraulidae
Gene: aqp11
Product: aquaporin 11
Exons: 3
Coding region: 183-1010 (275 amino acids)
Biological process (GO): transmembrane transport
Cellular component (GO): cytoplasm; membrane
Molecular function (GO): channel activity
Source: RefSeq, a predicted model, not a curated record
AGCUACCAACUUCAGGAGGGAGGGCUGGAAUCGCAGCGGGCGGAGCGCACACGCAUGCACUUUCGAGAGUAGGUGGGCGCUGGUCGCCGGAGUGAGGGGAUUAAAAAGUUGUUUCAUCUCCUCUCGGUCGUGGAGACGCACGGACAGAACACCAGGAGAGUGGCCACGGGCGGGACUUGGGAAUGGCAGCGGACCUCGGCAUAUCCCUGGCCAUUCUGGCGGGGAUUGUUCUACUGAGCGAGGUGAUGCGGAGGGUUGCAGCUAAAGUCCUCGGCAAGUCGGAUUACCUUGUGUACGUGUGGGAGAUCAUUUCGACCUUGCAGCUAUGCUCCUGCACGCACGAGUUGAAACUGCUGGGCGAAGUGGGCCGAGUGGACUUACAGAUCGGACUGACCCUCACAUACCUCAUCUCGGUGGUGCACGGACUGACAUUCCGCGGAGCUAUCUGCAACCCCUCUAGCACCAUUGAAAGCGUCUACCGGAGCAGGAUCACUGGUAGAUGCGCAGCAGCGCGAAUCUUGUGCCAGUUUGUCGCUGCUUCGGUGGCACGCUGUGUCGUGCCGUAUGUGUGGGCUCUUGGUUUGUCUGAUUUGCACGUGAGGCACAAACUCUUUGGAUUUAAAUGCUUCAACCCGAUUAACGCACCGCUUUUGAAAGCCACCGCAGUUGAGCUUGGAUGCGCCUUCGCCGUGCACUCUGCCGCUACUCAUAUGCAAGAACUGUCCGACAAAUACAAACUCCAUGCCAUAGCACUGGUUAUCACAACAUUGGUGUAUGCAGGUGGAAGUGCCACGGGAGCGGUGUUCAACCCAGCACUUGCUUUCUCCACACAGUUUUCCUGCAGCGGAAACACCUUUGCAGAGUAUUCACUUGUGUACUGGUUGGGGCCAGUUCUAGGCAUGACUGGCUCUGUGCUUCUGUACGACAAAGUCAUUCCCUCGCUGUCAAGGAAGAGCACACACCAAAAUGGCCUGGAUUCCAAUGGUGUGGAUGACAAGAAGAAGAACUGAUCAUCUCGCCAUGCAUAUACUGUUCAAACCUAGCCUGGUUUUACCAGACCACAUAAAUGACUUCGUAAUUCAUUUUAGGUCUGGGUCCUCAGUGCCCUGGAACACUUGGGUGGGAGGAAUGAGCUCAGCUCUGGUUUGAAAUGAGCUCUGACCAAUCACUGACAGUUGACGUUCAUGACGUAUGUCAUUAUGCUUCCAAGUGUGUUCGCUUAUUGGACGGCAACACCGGUUGUCUGAAAACCGAGUGAAAACCCUCACCAGAGAAGCGCAAUCAGACCAUUUAUGGAGUACGAUGUAAUUUAAAAUGAAUCGUCUGGGCUGUCAGGCUAGUUCAAAUCUAGAGCAUCUCAAAAUAUAUGUGAGCCAUGUCUGUAAUUAUGGGGCCACAAUAUACUGUUUUGCGAGUGUAUGCGUGCAAUAACAUACCUCAUCAACCUUUUAUUUCCUCGAGCCAAACAGGGUUUUUGUGUGAAGAUAUGAUUUUAAGUAGCAAUAUGCUAUAGCUUUAAUAGAGCUUUGCUGACUAGUUGUUUUAUAUUUAAUUUAAGAAUAAGAUCCUUAGACACAAGCACAUGAUUACAAAACAAAACUUAUGUGGUGUAAGUUUUGGUGAUUCCAUGUUAGGUGAUUUACUGAAGUAGACUUCCAAAAAGUCGUUCAAAAUCUGGAAAGAAUAUUUUGUAGGCCUGCUUUGAAACAACGAGCUGCUAUAGCUAUUUCCAGUAGAGAUAAGUGUUCAUUUCAGAAAAAAACUGACUAUAAGGACAGUGCAAUCAUUGUUCAGCUUGUUUUUUUGUUAUUCUGUUUUUGUGAUGUACUUUUUUACAAACCUUAAAAGUUGUUCUUUUUUUGUUUUUCAUCGUGUAGCUGAUCUAACAAGUUGAAACAUUAACAUUCCAUUUGAUCGAAGCACAUGAAGAGUAGUUGAAUAAGUAUGCAAAUGUAGGCGUAUGGAGAGUUUAAGCAUUUAGCGAAUGUAUGCAACUAUAAGCACAGUUUUUCCUCGUUGCCUUUGGACGUUUUGUGAGUUUUUUUGACAAUUGACAGAUGCAAAGUUCACCUCAGACUUGCAAGCUUAUGUCAGACCGUGCCAUGCACAAUGCAGGUUUACUAACAGGCCAAAAACGGCACACUUUAUUGUCUGAACAUGAAAAUAGACAUGGCUACAUGCCUAAGUGUCUAACGCAAGCUGUUGUGAAGCUGCACAAAGGGUCACAUGAUCAUUUGUGGCAUUCUACAGAUGUUUCAGAAGGUGCCAUGCUAUAGCAUAGUUCUGUUUAGUGUUUAAAGUGUACUUAUUGUAAUAAAACAGUUCAUGUUUUUAUAA